This is a messenger RNA of Hermetia illucens (black soldier fly), 4879 nucleotides long. RefSeq names its product serine proteinase stubble (gene Np). The record is from RefSeq and is a predicted model, not a curated record. Bases 1018 to 4152 code for a protein of 1044 amino acids. The transcript is spliced from 9 exons. NCBI's taxonomy places the organism in Eukaryota, Metazoa, Arthropoda, Insecta, Diptera, Stratiomyidae. Gene Ontology annotation, biological process: proteolysis. Gene Ontology annotation, molecular function: serine-type endopeptidase activity.
UGUGAACAUCUUCAGUGUCAAGGUCUUAAGAUCAGUUGCAAAGACCUAUGGUUGAAGAUCGAGUGGAGUGCUUUGUGCCGAUUCCGAGGUUCAAAAGCAACUGGACAUUGUUGGAUUUAACUCCCAUUCAAUAAAUAAGUUCCAUUACACCUUCUGUGAAAAAGAAUGAUCUUGGAACUUCUGAAACAAAUUCGUCAAUGGUAGUCAAGAUCCAAAUAUCAGUUUUCAUCUAAAUGUUACAACUACCGGUUGGAAAAGUGAAGUGAAUGUGCAAAGCGCUAGUGCUCAGUUAAACAGCUUUGAAUUAGUGGAAGUUUGUGUAUGCGAUCGAACUUAUUAUUGCUGAAACCAUGUGUGGACGCGACCUUAAUGAGAACCGUUAGAAGAGUCUUGGUAGACUGUUCAUUCCAGCUAAGCCGCGUACUGUCGCUGUACAAUAAACAAGAAAGUUAAAUUUUUUUUCGGAACCGUUAAACAAAAAAGUGGUCAGCAAUCGCACUAGUAAGAAACCAAACGAGAAGAAGAAAUCAAGAAAGGAGUUCUCGACCACUUAGCGCUUUCACGAAAAAAAUAGCAGAAGUGCACUUUAGCGCUGAGUUAAUUAUUGCAUCGAAGCACUCGCGUAAACUGGAUUAUAAUAGUCCAACAUUAAAGAUAUGACCUAGAAUCAGCUUUUAGUGGCUUUUCCCUGCAGCAGUUUCGCGCACCUCUUUAAACAUUCUUCUUCCAACUUGGCCGUUCUGGGAUUCGGCACGCUAAGAACGCAUUCGCCAACGGUCAACAGUGCAUUCGCACGUAUAUAGCUGCGUUUUUAACUACAAGCAGAUUUUCGCGAAUAUCUUGCCAAGAACUUGCCGUUGCAUUUUGCAACGUUGGCUGAGAUUUUUUCUUAGCUCCGAUCAUAGCAUCUUCUUGAAGAUAGUGGACCUUCCAUCGGGUUUACGAUCUUUGGUUUCCGUUGGCAGUGAUUUUCUGCAGUUUUACAUAUUUUGCAGAUCUACAUAUUUAUGCUCAAAGAUGUUGACGAGUCGGAGAAAAUCAAAAACAUCGUCGAAAGUACGUAGUAGUGAUUUAGGCAGUAAUCAACGACCCUCUUCAAGUUUGCAUCUUGGGAACUGUUAUCAGCAUCGACCUCGAUUUCAACUUUUCGCCGUAGCCGUAGUAGUUCUUAAUUUAUUUCAACUAGCCCUAGCCAAUCCAGUUUUUGUGAAUAAUCCUAGUUUAGCGCAUUUUCAAUCCGGCCGAAAUAUCCGACAUCUUCCAUGCGUCGUGCGAAAAUCUGGGCUUUCUGGUGUUUGUAUGUUCGCCAUAGACUGCAUUAAAGCAAAUGGUACUCAUCUGGGAACAUGUAUUGACCGAUUUUACUUUGGUUCAUGCUGCCAAGUGCAUGAUGAAAGUGUAUUACUUGAUCCAGAAAUUAACGAUAACAGCAUAGAUCAAAACACAAUAUCGCAUUACCAGCAUGAAUCAACAACUCUUCCUGAUAGUGACUUGUUUAGAAUUACAACACCCAAAACAACAACCACCACUACAAAGACUAGUAGUUUAGUUGAUGAGAUAAUAGCGACCAAUAUUCAGAAUAUUACAGCAGCAAUUAAGGAUGCAAAUUCAACUAUAAUACCGAUUUAUGUAAAGCCAAGGCCCACUAUUAUUGGUACUUCAACGGAAAUCAUUUCUGGUGAUGGUAUAAGCAACAGUAGUAGCCUCACUACAGUUUUAUCGACAAGCAUCACAGCUGAACUAACUAGUACACAGGAACCUUCAACUGAAUCUGAAAUCGUUACAACAACCAUCUCAGUAUUGACAACAACAAGUGCACCGAAAAAGGAGCCUGUGAAAACCACAACACUCCCGACAAAAGUUACUACGUUUCAAAUCGUUGAUGAUGAAAUAACCACAAUUCUUCCAUCAACACUUGCACCCAGCGCGCCACCAGUAACAACACUUCCUCCAAUAAUCCCCCCACCAAAGCGACCGACGAAAAGACCAACAAUUCAUAGAACUACAACACACAAAACCACUACCAAGGUACCUCGACCGACACUCACUCCUGUGAACAGUAUUCAUACAGAUACCACAAAAAAGCCUCCAAAAACAACUACUCAUAGGCCUCAUGCUUCAACAACAAAACGCACGACAGCCAAACGACCUGUCACAAAGCGACCCAGUUCAUCAUCGACAGCACAUAGAAAACCUCCAAAAAGACCAGCAACUACGUAUUCACCGACUUCUACACACUCUCAUAAAGGUAACACAACAAAAUUUCCUACAAGAAAGCCGAUUAGGACAACAACUACCACCCGAAUUCCAAUCACUACAACUGUUUUGACUACCAGUUCAACAAAAGCUCCUAGGCCUAAACCAAAACCAACCGCUGAGAUAGUUAAAGUCCCGCCAACUACAACUACAGAGGUACCAGCUCAUAAGGAAAGCAUGGAAAAUGACUUGCAAACUACUGAAAUUCCAACAACGACAACAAAAGUGAAGCCUACGAUAUCAUCUACCACUUCAUUGCCAACAACUGAGCGCGUUCCUAGUUCAUCGCCAACAAGUACAACGACAGAAGAAGUCCCUAGCACAACAUCCACAUCACAGAGCACUACCACUAUCACUAAAGCAACUACAACGCCGAGUCCAACUAAAACUACGACAUCGAGUCCGACUAAAACUACAACCGAAACCCUAACUAUGUCAACUGUUACAGAAGCAAAAUCGCCGCCUCCCACAACAACUCCAGGCAAUUUGGAAGGUUCCUCAGCAACACCUUCGCCUUCAAUUGAAACAAGUACAGUAACAACUACCACAUCUUCAGAAAAACCAACUCAUUUGACCACAACUGCAACGUCCGUUAUUUCACCAACUCCUUCUACAAUAGUCCCUACGGUCAUUGAUAUGACAACGCUGAAGCCAGGUUUGGUAACAUGGACAAACCUUGACGACAUGCCAACAAAUAUUUCCUCAACAAUCAAUGAUACUGGAGUAGAUAAUUGGAAUCCCGUACUCCCUCCGGAUUGGGUUCCGUUGGUUACUAUAAGUCCUACUGUAAGCACAACCACUUCGGCCAGCAGCAACGUACCAAUCCUGUUAGACGAAGUGAGCACGAAAGGCCCAGAAGUGACGCCGUCCACCCAAUCAACAGAAACGCCUACAACGCAGAAACCAAGCGCUCCACCAGUAGAUCUAACAACCCUUGGAGUACCAGUUUCGGGUGUAGAUUUGGAAAGUCCAACUUCACCAAUUUCAAUUCAUGUAGAUUCCACCACAGAAGGAAUCAUCUCCAACGACACAAUUUCAGGGCAAAUAAUGGUCAACGAAACCACCAGCUCGACUAAUGUGAGCUCUUCCACUGCUCCUCCAGUUUCAUUCGAAGGAAUUGAUUAUAGGCAAUUAUGCGGCAAAAGAAUGUUCCCAGAGCCGAGAAUUGUUGGUGGAUCGAAUGCGGCGUUUGGCCGCUGGCCAUGGCAAAUUUCUUUAAGACAAUGGCGAACUUCAACGUACCUCCAUAAAUGCGGCGCUGCUCUACUUAACGAGAACUGGGCAAUUACAGCAGCUCAUUGUGUGGAUAAUGUUCCACCAUCAGACCUACUACUACGACUUGGCGAAUAUGAUCUGGCUGAAGAAGAGGAACCCUACGGUUACCAGGAACGAAGGGUACAAAUUGUUGCUUCGCAUCCGCAAUUCGACCCGAGGACUUUUGAGUAUGAUUUAGCGUUAUUAAGAUUCUAUGAACCAGUUACAUUCCAACCGAACAUAAUUCCAGUUUGUGUUCCCGAAGACGAUACAGACUUUAUUGGCCAGACUGCGUAUGUGACGGGUUGGGGGCGAUUAUAUGAAGAUGGACCGUUGCCGAGUGUGCUGCAAGAAGUCUCGGUUCCGGUUAUUAAUAACACGAUAUGUGAGACAAUGUACAGAAAUGCUGGAUAUAUUGAGCACAUACCCCACAUAUUCAUUUGUGCUGGAUGGAAAAAGGGAGGAUACGACUCAUGCGAAGGUGAUUCCGGUGGUCCAAUGGUUCUACAAAGGGAUGACAAACGAUUUUUGUUAGGUGGAGUUAUAUCGUGGGGAAUUGGGUGUGCGGAACCCAAUCAGCCAGGCGUUUACACUCGGAUAUCUGAGUUUAGAGAUUGGAUAAAUCAAAUUUUACAGUUUUAGUUAAAUUAAAUUAUUUAUGAUAACAUAUUCAUAAGGUAGACAGGCUAGCAACGACUGGAAUUCUUCCGAACAAAUUCCUGUAGGUAUUUUCACCAAAGGAAGUUGUUCAUUCCUGAUUGAAAGCAGUUCGUGUUCAACACAAUGUAUAAAGAUAUGUAGCGUUAUUUAUAUUCUAGGCAAAUGAAAUGCAUUUACAACCACCCAUUGAAAUAAUCAUCAAAACUCAAGAAGAAGCAUUUAUGAUACAAGUAACAUGAUAGUAACAUAUUGUUUGUUUUAAGUGAAACUAUUGAUACAAUAAAGCCAUGGGCAAUUGUGGGUUUUAUAUUUUAAACAAUCAAUAAAAAACUCUAAUUCGAUGUCAGUAGACUUACUAGAAAUUUAGAUAAUUACUGCAAGUUGACUUCGAAUUAUAAUUUUUUGUAUUUAGUAUAUUUUUAUGGAGGAACUCACACAUGACACUCAAACUGUGAGAUUUCAUAGAGAAAACCAGUGAUUGACUGUAGUAUAGCCGUUAAGAUGAAAACUUAUUGGUAGCUUCCAUUUCCAAUUCUUCACUAUUUAGAUAGUUCUUUUUCUAGAAUUUAUUUAUGUUUUAUUUAUUUAUUUAUAUAUUAAAUGCACUCGAUGAAAGUUUAAGGAAAUGUGAAACAUUUCCACUUGUAUUGGAAAUUGAUAAAUCAAAUUUGUUAUUUAUUGUAAAUAUAUUAAUACGAAAUGAUGUUUU